Messenger RNA from Orbicella faveolata, 1395 nucleotides. Its product is annotated as lanC-like protein 2. Gene Ontology annotation, cellular component: plasma membrane. NCBI's taxonomy places the organism in Eukaryota, Metazoa, Cnidaria, Anthozoa, Scleractinia, Merulinidae. Gene Ontology annotation, biological process: peptide modification; carbohydrate metabolic process. The record is from RefSeq and is a predicted model, not a curated record.
CUGACAGCUGGCCAAAUAUUUACUUUUCUUUAAUGAUAAAGCCCGCACUUUUUUAUAGUCAGCGGCAAUGUUACUAGGCACCAGUCUCCAAUAUCUCUUUCAUUUGUUGCGCCUGGUUGUUUUCAUCAAAAACAGUUCGACGCGAUGUCAAGCGCGGAAAGAAGAUAUUUUGAGAACAGAUUUGAAGAUUACGACGGAAGGACGAGUUUACAAAGCCCUGAUGCAGGUUGUUGAUCCAUAUUACUCAAGGAUAAGAAAUGAAGCUUACAAAUUGUUAAAACAAUGCGAGGAAGGUUUUGAGCACACUAGAGAUGAGCGUGAUUGUUCUGUGUACACGGGAACUGGAGGCAUGGCCCUCUUGUACAUGCAUUUAUCAGAAACACUAUUUAAGGAUGAUGAAAACCAAAAGCAGAAAUACUUAAAGAAUGCUUUGAAAAUUCUUGAACACUGUCAACAUGUUCUCAGAGGAAAAAGAAUGACAUUUAUUUGUGGAGAUCCAGGUGUUCUCUCCAUGCUUGCUGUUCUUUAUUCCAAACUGGGCCAAGAUGAUAAGAGUGGAAAAUGUCUUUCUAAACUGUUAAGUCUGUCUGAUCAUGUGUGUGGAGGAGAUCCUUCACUGCCUGAUGAAGUGCUCUAUGGUCGAACUGGUUACUUAUUUUCCUUAUUGUUUGUGCAACAGCACCUGGGUACUGAGAAGAUCAACCAUGAUAUUAUUAACCAGGUCUGCCAAGCCAUUUUAGAUUCUGGUGAAAGUCUGUCUAUGCAUGAGAGAAGCAGAUCACCAUUGAUGUAUACAUGGCAUGACAAGCAUUACGUUGGUGCAGCGCAUGGUGUUGUUGGAAUUAUGUUCAUGUUGCUUCAGACACUGUCAACCCAAUCAGUGCAGUCUAACUUGAGGAGCAUAGAGAAUUGUGUUGAGUUUCUUGUGUCAAAGCAGUUUCCAUCCGGUAACUUUCCCUCAUCGCUUGAAAAUGAAACAGACAAGCUCUAUCAUUGGUGCCAUGGAGCUCCUGGAACAGUUCAUCUUAUGGUCAAAGCAUAUCAGGUCUUUGGCAAAGAAAAGUAUUUGAGUGCAGCUCUCAAAUGUGGAGAGGCAGUUUGGGAACGUGGUAUUUUAAAGAAAGGUUAUGGCAUAUGCCAUGGUGUUGCAGGGAAUGCAUAUACAUUCCUCUGUUUGUUCAAGCAGACAGGCGAUGCAAAGUGGCUUCAUCGAGCCAUGAAGUUUGCAGAGUGGUGUUUUGAUUAUGGCAAGCAUGGUUGCCAGACCCCAGACCGUCCUUUCUCUUUAUUUGAGGGAAUGGCUGGUACAGUUUACUUCUUAGCUGAUAUAUUGCAACCUAAAUCAUCAAAAUUUCCUGCAUUUGAGAUCUAGCUGCUUUAUUCCCAGCUGCCUAG